Molecule: messenger RNA, 816 nt
Organism: Oryza brachyantha (malo sina)
Lineage: Eukaryota; Viridiplantae; Streptophyta; Magnoliopsida; Poales; Poaceae
Product: cell surface glycoprotein 1-like
Exons: 2
Coding region: 179-595 (138 amino acids)
Source: RefSeq, a predicted model, not a curated record
ACCCGGUCCGAGUCCCUCUUAUCGCCCGGAAGCCGGUCUCGUCGUCUCCUCGGAGAGAGCCAGCCAGCCUCCCUCCGGUGGCUAACCUCCACCGCCCUGCCCUGAAAACCCCAAUUCCAACCCGACUUCUCCACCCAGGAAGAAGAGCCGCCGCCGCUGCCUCGGCCUCCACCCACCCAUGGCGUCCCUGUGGUGCCUCUCGGCCCCGGCCGCCGCGCCGCCCGGAGCCCUCGGGGCCUCCGUCUCCGGAGGCGGCGUCUCCCUGGCGCGGGGGGCGGCGGUCCUACCGAGGAGGCGGCGCAGGUGGGACGCGCUCGUGGUGUGCGUGGCCCCCGACGAGGAGAAGAUUACGCGGCGCUCGCCCCUCGAUUUCCCCAUCGAAUGGGAGAAACCAAAGCCUGGGAGGAGGCCUGAUAUCUUCCCAAAAUUCAGCCCUAUGAAAACACCAUUGCCCCAUCCACUGCCGGCUGAUGAUCCACUGGAUGAUGAUGAGGAAGAGGAAGAGGAAGAGCCACAACCUCAGGAGGAACCACAGGAGGAUGAUCCUGACAAGGAAGAACCUGAGGAGGAUGACCCAGACAAGCCAACCGAGUAGUUUUGGAAUAUGCGGGUUAUGUUAGAUAAAACACGGUGUUAAGAUCUACCAUAUCCUUGAGAAAGAACAUAGGUCUCAUGGUCAAGUUUGACCUGUUAGUUCUGCUGGCUUUAUAGGCUGUAGACACACGUUUGUUUCGGGAGCACCCCUGAGCUUUUUCUAAAGCUAUGGAAGUUUUGUCCGACUGAUCACAAAUAUGCAAUGUUAUAUUUCUGCUGAUA